ACCAUGUAAUUUGCAACAGUACCAUACCCUAAACAUAUGAUUAAUUAAAUCAUCUUCGCUCUCAGUUUUUCGCCUUCUAAGAUUUCUUCCAAUUUCAAGCAAAGCAAGCCAUGGCGGACCAGCCUAGCAGAGCUCUGGUACUGUAUGGUGAUAGUAUGGCGCGAUUUCUCAAUCCAUCUCAUACCCAUCUCCAUUCUCUCGCUUCUCGAGCCUGCUGCGGCUUUUUGUCUCUCCCUCACUCACCUCCUUCAGAAAAUGAGGAUGGAAGAAUAGUGAGAGAAUUUGCAGAGCUACUUGAUGCCAGUGAAGCUUAUAAUGAAAUGAAUAAGCAAGAUCUUUCAAAAGCAAAAUUUGAAGAGAAGUUUGUAAUACCAACUGUAUCACAGAGGUUUAUGGGUAUGAAAGCUGCUAUUAUCACUGAUAAUUCAAGCUUGAACGGUUUUUGUGGUCAUCUUGGCUUCACCGUGUUGCAGCUGGAAGAUUUAGUUCAUAGCAGCCUCGAUGUGGUCAAGUCAUCUUUCUUGGCUUGCGAGUUACUGAAAUUACUAGGGUUUCAAGAUGGAAAAGUUUUGGAGACGAGACAGUUUGAUUUAGUGAUUCUUCAUGUUGGUAGUAGCAAAACGAGUACUCUUGAAGACAUAGAACAUGUCAAUGGUUUGGUCGGUGAGUUAAUAAACGAGGCACAACCUGGGACUGGAGUUGGUUCUCAGCUGCAUCUCUCUGUCUUAUUGAGCUUCGGGGCUGUGUUAGAAAAUGAAAAUUCUAGCUUUUCUGUUGCUAGCAAUAGACAUGAGAAUAAUCCCGAGCUUUCUGCACUCUUUCCUCGCCAAAGUUAUACAUUGAAAGAAGGAAAACCACGAGAGAAUGUUAGAAAACAUUGUCCAAUGUUAUUUGCUCAAUGGCAAGAUGCUGUAACUCGCAAGGAUAUGGUAAAAUCAUAUUCUUUUGAAGAUUUUAAGGAGAAUGGUGGAAAUCUUGUAAUUCCAACGGACAGAUGCCUACAUGAAAUAGCAUUUAAGCUAUGGAAAGCUCCAAAAUAUGGAGCAUGACUGACGUAUAUCUACUCAGAGACCUCAUUUGACUUGUCUGUAUUUGUGAAGCCAGGAAUUUGAAUCUUAUUUUGCAGAAUAAGGCAUAAUGAUCAGCCAGGAAUUUGAAUCUUAUUUUGCAGAAUAAGGCAUAAUGAUCAUGAUGUUUUGGUUUCUUGUUAUUCCAGAACUGAAUUUGUUGGGUUUAAUGUUUAAUGGUAAAAGUUGUGCAUUGCUAGUAUAAAAUGUAUGCAUUCGGUGGGGUAGUGUUGUGUAUUCUGUGUUAGUGUGACGGUGGUCAAUUUUGUGUGCACUGCGGCAGCGGUUGCAGUUUGCCGGUUUGUUAAUGUAGUAUUUGUGCAUCUAGGCAUUGGUGUUAAUAUUAGUAAUUAAAAAUAGUUGUUUUCAUCAAUAUUGUUAGAGAAGAAACAAGUUUUGAAAUCGUACCGUGGAAUGAUCGUUUUUCUUUUUUGA
This is a messenger RNA of Ipomoea triloba (trilobed morning glory), 1502 nucleotides long. RefSeq lists its product as uncharacterized. The transcript has 6 exons. The coding region runs from base 111 to 1049 and encodes 312 amino acids. The record is from RefSeq and is a predicted model, not a curated record. NCBI's taxonomy places the organism in Eukaryota, Viridiplantae, Streptophyta, Magnoliopsida, Solanales, Convolvulaceae.